Messenger RNA from Harmonia axyridis, 894 nucleotides. RefSeq lists its product as uncharacterized. The coding region runs from base 138 to 779 and encodes 213 amino acids. The record is from RefSeq and is a predicted model, not a curated record. NCBI's taxonomy places the organism in Eukaryota, Metazoa, Arthropoda, Insecta, Coleoptera, Coccinellidae. The transcript has 4 exons.
UCUUACAGACGACGUCCACUGUCACAACCCAUAACAUAAUUGUACAAAAAAGUCGUGAUGUCAGAGUAGUGACCAUUGAAAGUGAAUUUUGUUCUGGUCGCUUUUCUUGUUUACAUGUGCGAGUAAUUGCUGAGAUAAUGGAAACUAACAUAUUUGCUAUCGUUGUUUUGUUCAUUUUGAGUGGAGUAUCUUGCUUUAUCAUCCCUGAUGAAAUUCCGUCAUUACUUUCGGUGAUCUACUCAAAUAUACCGAUCAUCAAAAAAGGAACCGACUCUAGGGUUGGUUGGGGCUUCCGACUAGGAGACAGAGCAGAUUUUCAAUUCUUGGUGGAGCUGGGGCCUCAAAAAUACACCCAACCGUUAGCAAAUGAACCCGACAAGGUUGUCAGUAACAAAAGGAAUACACUCAAUGACUUAGCCUCUCAGCUCUGGGCUCAAAGGCAAGAAGAUAAGAGAAAGGAGCUGGAGAAAGGAAAAAAAGAGGCAACCAAAACUGGUGAUGCCGGGUCUUGGCUCCAAAACUGGAGUUCAGAAGUACAGAAUAGGGAUCCUUUGGCUUCGGGACUUCCUCAAGUUCCAAAUCUGAAAGCCGCCAAACCGGGUCUUGCCAUCGGAGAAAUAGAUGCAAAAUCCGUCAUUCCUCCAGAUGAUGAGCUAAAUAAUAACAGGAGACAAUACUCCAGAAACCUUCCUGAAGCUUCCAACAUGCCAACGACCAGUGAAAAGAACCCAGUUACUACUACAACGAUAGUAGAAAAAUCAGAGAAUGACGUGAAAUGAUUCUCUUCAAAGUGAUGCAAGAAAUUUUAUUCUUGCUCAAAUGUUAUUUGCUCAGUGUUUGGUCCUAGUGGUUUUGUGAAUAUGUAUAUUGGAUUAUAUUAUUUAUUUUCUGUAA